AAGAACUAAACCAAGAUGUCUUCACUUCAACUUCUUUUGGAUCUUGCUGAAAACUUGGACAGCAUGUCCUCUCCAUACUACGGAAGCGAUUUUGGCCUCGGCCUCAAUCCACACAUCAUUCACCGUACACAACGUCCAAGUGUAUUCCGUUUACCGCUGGCUUUGGCAAACCGUAUGGAAGAUUGUCCUGCUAUGAUGCUUCGCUCAAAAGGUGCCAACAAGAACUCUGCUGUUUCAAAUGUUGGCAAAGAUGGAUUCCAAGUGUGCAUGGACGUGCAACAGUUCAAACCCAGUGAGCUUUCUGUGAAAGUGGUAGAUAAUACUGUUGUCGUCGAAGGCAAACACGAAGAACGCGAAGACGACCAUGGCUACAUCUCACGACAUUUCGUCCGGCGCUACGCACUUCCAAAGAACUACGAUUCCGACAAGGUGGUCUCGACUCUGUCAUCAGACGGUGUUUUGACUGUGAGCAUUCCAAAGCCAGCUAUCGAAGAUAAGUCAAAUGAAAAAGUUAUCCAAAUUCAACAAACAGGACCGGCUCACUUGAAUGUGAAGGAUAACCAACAGGAGAACCAAAAGCCUACUGCCAACCCUGAAAAGGCUCAAAAUGGAGAUAAGAAGUAAUCUCUCCACCGUGUGCUGAAAAAAAAGCCAUUUAAAUUUUUAGACUGAAGUUGCCGUUAUUUAUUACUAGUAUUACUUUUUGUUUAGUUUGUCCGUUCAAUAAAAAAUAUUUAAAAAAAAACAAAUAAUUUAAUUUGUUUUUAUUUUAAUUGGUUUAACUUUA
Molecule: messenger RNA, 787 nt
Organism: Episyrphus balteatus (marmalade hoverfly)
Lineage: Eukaryota; Metazoa; Arthropoda; Insecta; Diptera; Syrphidae
Product: heat shock protein 23-like
Exons: 1
Coding region: 16-624 (202 amino acids)
Biological process (GO): response to heat; protein refolding
Molecular function (GO): protein folding chaperone
Source: RefSeq, a predicted model, not a curated record